This is a messenger RNA of Acanthoscelides obtectus, 549 nucleotides long. The record is from the annotation of a GenBank genome assembly. NCBI's taxonomy places the organism in Eukaryota, Metazoa, Arthropoda, Insecta, Coleoptera, Chrysomelidae.
CAUGUUUUGUGGUCACUUGUUCUGUUAUUUGUGCAAAAUGAGAGUUUUUAACAACAAAUUUCCAUAUAAAAAGUGUCCCUCCAAGAUUUUUUUGUGCAGAAUUACAUACAUACAUACAUAUUUGGAAGUACAACUACACCAUUCGCACACCCUGUAACUCACAAGGCUGUAAGGCUUCACUCUCAUUAUUUGGUGGUGAAUCAAGCAUUAACCCAGUAACAAGGUUGAUGGUACAUUCAACAAAGGAAGCCAAGAAGUCUUGCGGAAACUCAGAUGAACAACAGAGGGUACCCCAUGGGGGCAUGUCCGCAACAAAAAAAUAGCAGAAAUAAAGGGAUUGGUAACUCGAGCGACGUACGUUUCUGCUUAUGGACUUCAGGCUAUCAGGUAAAAAUGGGUGCGCUUGAAAACACCGAAGUGAAAACAUAUGUCCAUCAGAUUUGGAUAUGGAUGCAACCUCAAUUGUCCUUAUUAAACUCAAUUACAGUCACUGGUUUUUAGGUAUGCUUGCCGAUAAUCCAAACAUAGCUUUAGAUAUUUUUCGGACUG